This is a messenger RNA of Pyrus x bretschneideri (Chinese white pear), 513 nucleotides long. RefSeq lists its product as uncharacterized. The record is from RefSeq and is a predicted model, not a curated record. The coding region runs from base 1 to 513 and encodes 170 amino acids. The transcript has a single exon. NCBI's taxonomy places the organism in Eukaryota, Viridiplantae, Streptophyta, Magnoliopsida, Rosales, Rosaceae.
AUGGAAUGGACGUACAAAGUAAAUGAUAAUAGACAUGAACUAGGUUACUACUUAAUUGAUGGUAUUUAUCCUAGUUGGUCUAUCUUUGUGAAAAGUUAUUCUUAUCCCAAUAGUGCAAAGAAGAAAUUAUUUUCGCAGAAACAAGAGUUUUACAGGAAGGAUGUCGAGAGAGCAUUUGCGAUCCUACAAGUCCGAUACGCCAUUGUUAAAGGGGUUGCAUGUUUGUGUAAUGUGGAAGACCUUUAUUCAAUCAUGCUGAUGUCCAUAAUUUUGCACAACAUGAUUGUGAAAGAUGAGUACGUUGAAAUUGAGGAAGAUUUUGACGAAGAUGCGGAUGAUGACCAACCACCAUAUGCCAGAGCCAUGACAAUAGAUGUUGAAUAUCUCGCUACAACCACAUACGACACCCAACAGGAUAGGGUCACACUGAGUGAGUAUAUGAGACGUUUAAAUAGAAUUCAAGCUCCUCAAGGUCAUGACACACUCUACAAGGAUUUGGUUGAGCAUAUAUGA